This is a messenger RNA of Trichomonas vaginalis G3, 276 nucleotides long. RefSeq names its product structural constituent of ribosome. Gene Ontology annotation, cellular component: ribosome. The transcript has a single exon. Gene Ontology annotation, biological process: translation. Lineage: Eukaryota; Parabasalia; Trichomonadida; Trichomonadidae. Bases 1 to 276 code for a protein of 91 amino acids. The record is from RefSeq and is a predicted model, not a curated record. Gene Ontology annotation, molecular function: structural constituent of ribosome.
AUGGCACGCAGAACAAAGAAAGUCGGUAUCUGUGGCAAGUACGGUGUUCGCUAUGGUGCAUCUCUCCGUAAGACAAUCAAGAAGAUCGAAAUUUCACAGCGCAAGAAGUAUCCAUGCGCCUUCUGCGGCAAGGAUUCCGUCAAGCGCAACGCCGUCGGCAUCUGGACAUGCACCAAGUGCGGCAAAGCUGUUGCCGGUGGUGCCUACACACAACCACACCAGCUGCCCUCACAGCUCGUGCUGCCUACAAACGUAUCCGAAGCCCAAGCCAAGUAA